AUGGCAGCGGUUCGGUUUCGGUUCGGAUAUCCGCGGUUUUUGGUUCUGCGGUUUUCGGUUUUGGUUCCAAAUUUCACCCACGGUUUUGCGGUUUCGGGUACCCGAAAGUCUUCGGUUUUGGUGCGGAUCCUAUAUUUCGCCCGUGGUGCUCCGUUGGCCACGCCGCCACCAACAUCCCGACUUAAAAAAAAUGCCGACCGAACUCUUCUCCUCUCCCGACUCCCGUGCGUGACCCCUCCCUCUCCUCGACUGGUGACGGACGGCGGCGCAUUGCCGAGCCGCGAGCGAGGCGCCCCGCAGGCAGCCGCCCGGCAGCCCCGCCCUGAUUUUCACCCAAAACAGUUUUGGUUUUGGUUUUGGUUUUUAAGUUUGGGUUUUGGUUUUGGGUGCCCUGAGGUUCCAUCCGAUCCGAACCCGAACCGCUGCCAUCCUUAA
Molecule: messenger RNA, 435 nt
Organism: Striga asiatica
Lineage: Eukaryota; Viridiplantae; Streptophyta; Magnoliopsida; Lamiales; Orobanchaceae
Source: the annotation of a GenBank genome assembly